AUAGCACGCCAAGCAAAUGUGACGAUGAUGAUGCUUUUCUUUUUCAUAUAUUAUUCAUUCAUCACUCACAAGUUGAAGAUUGCAUUUUUCCAAGUUUCAAUCUUCACUCAUCAAACCAUGUUCGGCAAUCAUCACUUCCUUCUCUUCAUCUUCUUCACCACCUUCUCCUUCUUCUCUCCCAAUCAUUCCCUCUUCUUCAACAUUACCAACUUCGAUGAUCCAACAACCUCGUCCGACAUAUCCUACCAGGGUGAUGGAAGAUCAACCAACGGCUCCAUCGACCUCAACAAAGUUAGCUACUAUUUUCGUGUCGGAAGGGCUCUCUACUCCAAACCCCUCCACCUCUGGGACCCAUCUUCCAAUGUUGUCACCGACUUUGUCACGCGCUUCACCUUCUCCAUUGACAGAGUGAACAACUCUGAGACCUUUUAUGCAGAUGGCUUUGCGUUUUACCUAGCCCCUCUCGGCUACCAGAUCCCACCAAAUUCCGCAGGUGGCACCUUUGCCCUCUUCAACGCCACCACCAACAGUGACCUCCCUGAAAACCAUGUUUUUGCUGUGGAGUUUGACACCUUCAUUGGCUCCACUGACCCCCCAAUGAAACAUGUCGGUGUAGACGACAACUCUUUAACCUCUGUGGCGUUUGCCAACUUUGACAUCGACAAGAACCUCGGAAAAAAGUGUCACGCUUUGAUCACCUACACCGCCUCCUCUCAAACCCUCUUUGUUGCUUGGUCCUUCAAAGGAAUACCAACCGCAAAGGACAACGACAACAACUCUUCUCUGUCUUACCAGGUCGACCUCAAGAAAAUUCUCCCAGAGUGGGUCAAUAUUGGUUUCUCUGCCUCGACCGGACUUUACACCGAACACAAUGUUAUUUAUUCGUGGGAGUUCAAUUCCACUUUGAAAGAUUCCUCCGUGGAUAAUGGUGUGAAACUAAACCAUAAAGGGUCAAAGGUCGUGUUAAUAGUUGCCGUUCUUUGUCCACUGGUUCUUCUGUUUGUGGCGGCGAGUGUUUUUGUCUUCGUGCUGAUAAGGAAAAAGAGAAGAAUGGAUGAUUGUAUGUUGUAUGAUGCCGGAGACGAUGAAGUUGGUCCAACUUCAGUUAAAUUUGAUCUGGACAGAGGAACUAUCCCGAGAAGAUUCGAGUACAAAGAGCUAGUGGAUGCAACUAACGGUUUUUCAGAUGAAAGAAGGCUGGGACAAGGAGCUUCGGGGCAGGUAUACAAGGGUGUGUUGAGUUACCUGGGAAGAGUAGUGGCCGUGAAGAGAAUCUUUGCAGACUUCGAGAAUUCAGAGAGGGUUUUCAUCAACGAGGUGAGAAUAAUAAGCCGUUUGAUCCACAAAAACUUGGUCCAGUUCAUAGGGUGGUGUCACGAAGAAGGUGAAUUUCUGUUGGUUUUCGAGUACAUGCAAAACGGAAGCCUGGACUCUCAUCUGUUUGGAAACAAGAGGAUGUUGCAGUGGCGUGCGAGGUACAAGAUUGCUCUGGGCGUUGCAACAGCGCUUCACUAUCUUCACGAGGACGCAGAGCAAUGUGUGCUACACAGGGACAUAAAAUCCGCGAAUGUGUUGCUGGACAUGGAAUUCAACACGAAGGUGGGGGAUUUUGGCAUGGCGAAAUUGGUGGAUCCAAGGCUGAGAACUCAACGAACAGGGGUGGUCGGAACUUACGGUUACUUAGCACCUGAGUAUGUGAACGUAGGAAGAGCUAGCAGGGAAUCAGACAUGUACAGUUUUGGAGUGGUGGCGUUGGAGAUAGCAAGUGGGAGGAGGACAUACCAAGAUGGUGAGUUUCAUGUUAGUUUGAUGAAUUGGGUGUGGCAGCUUUAUGUGGAAGGGGAAAUUCUGAGGGCUGCGGAUGAGAAAUUGUGUGAGGAGUUUGAUGAGAAUGAGAUGAGGAGUUUGCUUGUGGUGGGGCUGUGGUGCACAAACCCUAAUGAUAAAGAGAGGCCUAAGGCUGCACAAGUGAUCAAGGUUUUGCAGCUUGAAGCACCAUUGCCGUUUCUUCCACUUGAUAUGUAUGAACGUGCUCCUCCCAUGCAAGUCAUUAGAAUGCCCCAUCAUCACAGUAAUAAUCAUCAUUCAGGGCAAUCUUCACCCGUUACUAACAGUCUUGUGAGUGUUGGAAGGUGAUGAUUUGGAGUGUGAAUAUGUUUGUUUCUGAACAGGAGAUGUGGUUUUUGGUUUGGAUUCUUUGUUUGCAUGUAUAGUUAGUUUCAUUUGAUGAGUUGUUGAGUUAGAAGGUUCAUUCUGGUUUAUGUAUGACAGAGAUCUAGGUAGAUUCUACACUUUGCUUCUUUUUUUUUCUCUGCUGAGUCCAUCAAGUCUUUAUUAUUGGUCAAACAUUGAACAUGUACAAAUCUAUAUCAGUAUGACAAGACUUGCUUUAUAAAUAUACAUUGUUUAUUUUUCUUUGUUGA
Messenger RNA from Vigna unguiculata (cowpea), 2423 nucleotides. Its product is annotated as L-type lectin-domain containing receptor kinase IX.1 pseudogene. The record is from RefSeq and is a predicted model, not a curated record. Lineage: Eukaryota; Viridiplantae; Streptophyta; Magnoliopsida; Fabales; Fabaceae.